Molecule: messenger RNA, 960 nt
Organism: Pseudogymnoascus destructans
Lineage: Eukaryota; Fungi; Ascomycota; Leotiomycetes; Thelebolales; Thelebolaceae
Exons: 2
Coding region: 1-960 (319 amino acids)
Source: RefSeq, a predicted model, not a curated record
AUGGCACGACAAAGGAAAGCCGACGCCGAGAAGCCCAGAGAUGGACCUGCCACCUUGACCAUUGACGUCGACAGCUUCGUCCGCACAAGAGACUCGGUAGUAACCGGCCUCGCCACCCUCCAAGACGCGAUCCAAACCCUCUCCUCCGCCUACAUCAAGCACACCAACGCCUACCUGGGCGACAACAGCGGCGUCGGGCUGGAAGUCGAAUCCGCCCUCUCGCGCCUGGGCGACAACCCCCUCCUCGCCGGCCUCUCCGGCUUCCGCGCCCCCACCCCCGCCGUCGCGGCCCCCGCCGCAGAUGCUAAGAAGGAGAAGAAGAAGCGCGUCCAUGACCCCAAUGCGCCCAAGCGCCCCUUGACGCCGUACUUUUUGUACAUGCAGACUGCGCGCCCGAUCAUCGCGGGGGAUCUGGGGCCGGAGGUCGCGAAGGGGGCGGUGAGCAAUGAGGGCGUGAGGAGGUGGAGGGAUAUGGAGGAUUAUGAUAAGAGCCUGUGGACGGGGGUCUACACGGAGAAUCUGCGCCUGUAUAAUGCGCGCACGCAUGCGUAUAAGUCGGGGAUUUUGGAGGCGAAGGAUAUGACGGAUGACCAGGCGAGGGCCUAUGCCGAUACGCAUAACAUCUCCACCGCCCCUGCGGAGAUCUCUGCGAACGACCAGCUGAACGCAGAGUCCCUCCUUGAUCUCCCCGCUGCGGACGCGGCGUCCUUGCCGUCCUCUCCGGAGGCGGCGGCGGCGAGGGCGACGCCGAAGGGGAAGGUGAGGGGGAAGAAGGUGGGCGGGAAGGUGCUUACGCCUGCGCCGGAGCCGGCGGCUAUUGUGCCCAGCAGUGCGGCGAAGGCGGGCAGCCCGGAUAAGAAGAGGAAGAGGCUUAGUAAGAGGGGGGAGGAGACUGCGGUGGCCGGGGGGGAGGAGGAUAAGGGGGGGAAGGGGAGGAAGAAGAAGGCGAGGGGAGAGUAG